This is a messenger RNA of Heterocephalus glaber (naked mole-rat), 4327 nucleotides long. The record is from RefSeq and is a predicted model, not a curated record. NCBI's taxonomy places the organism in Eukaryota, Metazoa, Chordata, Mammalia, Rodentia, Bathyergidae.
GCUGCGCGUUUGCGGGGAGACUCGGGGGCUGCGGCGCCGCUGAGCUCAGCUCGCGGCGGUCCGGGCGGGCCCGAGGAUGGCCGAGGCGCAGGGGGCUGUGCGCGCCGGGUGGCCGGGGCUCCCCUCUGAGCUCCUGUGCCUCCGCGGAGGCCGCCCCGUAGGCGGGAGGCGCCGGUGAGGCCGAGGACAGACCGUGCGCCCUCCGCCCUCGCUCCGGGACCAUGACGGUCCCCAAGGAGAUGCCCGAGAAGUGGGCCCGGGCCGGGGCGCCCCCCUCCUGGAGUCGGAAGAAGCCCUCAUGGGGGACAGAAGAAGAGAGGAGGGCACGGGCUAAUGACCGGGAAUACAAUGAGAAAUUCCAGUAUGCGAGCAACUGUAUCAAGACCUCCAAGUACAACAUUCUCACCUUCCUGCCUGUCAACCUCUUUGAGCAGUUCCAGGAAGUUGCCAACACCUACUUCCUGUUCCUUCUCAUUCUGCAGUUGAUCCCGCAGAUCUCUUCCCUGUCCUGGUUCACCACCAUUGUGCCUUUGGUUUUGGUCCUCACCAUCACAGCUGUUAAAGAUGCUACUGAUGACUACUUCCGACACAAGAGUGAUAACCAGGUGAAUAACCGUCAGUCUCAGGUGCUGAUCAGUGGAAUCCUCCAGCAGGAGCAGUGGAUGAAUGUCUGUGUUGGUGACAUUAUCAAGCUUGAAAAUAACCAGUUUGUGGCGGCGGAUCUCCUGCUCCUGUCCAGCAGUGAGCCCCACGGGCUGUGUUACAUAGAGACAGCAGAGCUCGACGGAGAGACCAACAUGAAAGUGCGCCAGGCAAUCCCUGUCACCUCGGAGCUGGGCGACAUUGGCAAGCUUGCCAAGUUCGAUGGUGAAGUGAUCUGUGAACCCCCCAACAACAAGCUGGACAGAUUCAGCGGGACCCUCUACUGGAAGGAGAGCAAGUUCCCCCUGAGCAACCAGAACAUGCUGCUGCGUGGUUGCGUGCUGCGGAACACUGAGUGGUGCUUCGGGCUGGUCAUCUUCGCGGGUCCUGACACUAAGCUGAUGCAGAACAGCGGCAGGACGAAGUUCAAGAGAACAAGCAUUGACCGGCUGAUGAAUACGCUGGUGCUCUGGAUUUUUGGAUUCCUGGUCUGCAUGGGGGUGAUCCUGGCCAUCGGCAAUGCCAUCUGGGAGCAUGAGGUUGGCAUGCGCUUCCAGGUCUACUUGCCCUGGGACGAGGCGGUGGACAGUGCCUUUUUCUCCGGCUUCCUUUCCUUCUGGUCCUACAUCAUCAUCCUCAACACCGUUGUGCCCAUCUCACUGUAUGUCAGUGUGGAGGUCAUCCGGCUGGGCCACAGCUACUUCAUCAACUGGGACAAGAAGAUGUUCUGCACGAAGAAGCGCACACCUGCGGAGGCCCGCACCACUACCCUGAACGAGGAGCUGGGCCAGGUGGAGUACAUCUUCUCUGACAAGACGGGCACCCUCACGCAGAACAUCAUGGUCUUCAACAAGUGCUCCAUCAGUGGCCGCAGCUACGGUGACGUGUUUGAUGUCCUGGGACACAAAGCUGAAUUGGGAGAGAGGCCUGAACCCGUGGACUUCUCCUUUAAUCCUCUGGCUGACAAGAAGUUCUUAUUUUGGGACCCCAGCCUCUUGGAGGCUGUCAAGCUGGGGGACCCCCAUACGCACGAGUUCUUCCGCCUCCUUUCUCUGUGUCACACUGUCAUGUCGGAAGAAAAGAGCGAAGGAGAGCUGUACUACAAAGCCCAGUCUCCAGACGAGGGCGCCCUGGUCACUGCGGCCAGGAACUUCGGUUUCGUGUUCCGCUCUCGCACCCCCAAGACCAUCACCGUCCACGAGAUGGGCAUAGCCAUCACCUACCAGCUACUGGCCAUCCUGGACUUCAACAACAUCCGGAAGCGCAUGUCAGUGAUAGUGCGCAGCCCGGAGGGGAAGAUCCGCCUGUACUGCAAAGGGGCCGACACCAUCCUGCUGGACAGACUCCACUGCUCCACCCAUGAGCUGCUCGGCCCCACCACGGACCACCUGAAUGAGUAUGCAGGGGAAGGGCUGAGGACCCUGGUUCUGGCCUACAAGGAUCUGGAUGAAGAAUACUACGAGGAAUGGGCUGAGAGACGACUGCAGGCCAGCCUGGCCCAGGACAGCCGGGAAGACAGGCUGGCCAGCGUCUAUGAGGAGGUGGAGCGCGACAUGAUGGUGAGUGCCCAGCGCAGGCCGCGGGCAGGCAGGACCGGCCCGAGCCUGCUGCUCUCGUGCCAGGAAAACGCCCUGUGGGAUUUCCAGCUGCUGGGUGCCACAGCCAUUGAGGACAAGCUCCAGCAGGGGGUUCCAGAGACCAUCGCCCUGCUCACCCUGGCCAACAUCAAGAUUUGGGUGCUUACUGGAGACAAGCAAGAGACGGCCGUGAACAUUGGCUACUCCUGCAAGAUGCUGACGGACGACAUGACGGAGGUGUUCAUAGUCACUGGCCACACCGUCUUGGAGGUGCGAGAAGAACUCAGAAAAGCCCGGGAAAAGAUGCUGGACUCGUCCCGCGCCGUAGGCAAUGGCUUCUCCUACCAGGAGAAACUGUCUUCUUCCAAGCUGGCUUCUGUCCUGGAGGCUGUGGCCGGGGAAUACGCCCUUGUUGUCAAUGGUCACAGCCUGGCCCACGCGCUGGAGGCAGACAUGGAGCUGGAGUUUCUGGAGACGGCGUGUGCCUGCAAAGCUGUCAUCUGCUGCCGGGUGACCCCCUUGCAGAAGGCGCAAGUGGUGGAAUUGGUGAAGAAGUACAAGAAGGCUGUGACACUUGCCAUUGGGGAUGGGGCCAAUGACGUCAGCAUGAUCAAAACGGCUCACAUCGGUGUGGGCAUCAGCGGGCAGGAAGGGAUCCAGGCUGUCCUGGCCUCCGAUUACUCCUUCUCACAGUUCAAGUUCCUGCAGCGCCUCCUGCUGGUGCAUGGGCGCUGGUCCUACCUGCGCAUGUGCAAGUUCCUCUGCUACUUCUUCUACAAGAACUUCGCUUUCACCAUGGUCCACUUCUGGUUUGGCUUCUUCUGUGGCUUCUCGGCCCAGACCGUGUAUGACCAAUAUUUUAUCACUCUCUAUAACAUUGUGUACACCUCCCUUCCGGUCCUGGCUAUGGGGGUCUUUGAUCAGGACGUCCCGGAGCAGCGGAGCAUGGAGUACCCCAAGCUGUACGAGCCGGGCCAGCUGAAUCUCCUCUUCAACAAGCGGGAGUUCUUCAUCUGCAUUGCCCAGGGCAUCUACACAUCCGUGCUCAUGUUCUUCAUCCCCUAUGGGGUGUUCGCGGAGGCCACCCGGGAUGACGGGACCCAGCUGGCCGACUACCAGUCCUUUGCGGUCACUGUGGCCACGUCCCUGGUCAUCGUGGUCAGUGUGCAGAUUGGGCUGGACACCGGCUACUGGACAGCCAUCAACCACUUCUUCAUCUGGGGCAGCCUCGCGGUUUACUUUGCCAUCCUCUUCGCCAUGCACAGCAAUGGACUCUUUGACAUGUUUCCGAACCAGUUCCGGUUUGUGGGGAAUGCCCAGAACACGCUGGCCCAGCCCACGGUGUGGCUCACCAUCGCGCUUACCACGGUCGUCUGCAUCAUGCCUGUGGUUGCCUUUCGGUUCCUCAGGCUGAGCCUGAAACCAGAUCUGUCUGACACGGUCCGCUACACCCAGCUGGUGAGGAAGAAGCAGAAAGCGCAGCACCGCUGCAUGCGCCGGGUGGGCCGCACAGGGUCCCGGCGCUCGGGCUACGCCUUCUCCCACCAGGAGGGCUUCGGGGAGCUCAUCAUGUCGGGCAAGAACAUGCGGCUCAGCUCCCUGGCGCUCUCCAGCUUCACCACACGCCCCAGCUCCAGCUGGAUUGAGAGCCUGCGCAGGAAGAAGAGCGACAGCGCCAGCAGCCCUGGCAGUGGGGCCGAGAAGCCCCUCAAGGGGUGACGACCCAGCAGCCUGUGCCGAUGGCAGGGCACUCAGGCUGGCCCGAGGGACAGGCUCGGACCUGGUGUCCUUACGCCUGGCCCUGCCACAGGGUGGUGGAGGGGCCCGGGCAGAGCAGGGACUCAGGCGUGGGCAGGCAGCCCUGAGGGAAGCAGCUGUGGAACCCCAAUGAGGAAAACUGACUGCGUCUGGCCCUGCCUGGCCAGGAGCCCACAGGGACACUCUAGUCUUAUUUUUUUACUCCCGCUCCCCAGAGGGCCCCUCGAGCCCCUGUUCCUGAAUUACACAAGAAUGUAUCAUGCCGGGAAGCUGGAGACGUGCUGGGGCUCUGGGCCCCUCACGUUAUGUCUGUCUCCUUGAUUUGUGUUUGGAUCCAGCUUGGUUUUGCC